AUGAUCGCCGCCAGGCAGAUAUCCAAACCAGUGGCGGAUGCAGUACUUCGCUAUGGCAAAAACCAUCCUAUAUUUCGGAAUAAGAUUCUGAUUCCCAUAGGGAGAGGUAUCGUUCGGAUGACAGCUCGGUUGCGGAUGAAACGACUCGGCCUUGGUGAGCUCACCAAGAUUCCUGCAGUCUCCGAAGCUGCAGCUCUUGAGCAGGCUUCCGAUUUCGUUCAACAACUUGUAUUGUUCACGUAUUCCUUGGGUGUUUUCUGGGGUUAUUAUAUUUAUACGAAACUCAACACUCCAGAAACCGUCAAAUUGCAAGAAUUUGAGGAAUACCGGGAGGAAAGUGAAAGAAUUUUGGAGGAAUUGGAGUUACGGAUUGCACAACUCGAAACCGCUCUGAAACAACGUGGGAUAAAGAUCCCAGUUAUCAGUCUACCUAGUGAGGACAAGCAUAGUAACUCUUCGAAAGAAGAACAGGAAAUCCAACAGGAACAAAAUGUACUGCCUAGACCCCGUUUUCCGCGUAUAUCAUCGUUACCCGUAGACGCCGCUUCUAACGUUUUGCUCAAAGGUGAAUCUCGCAAGUCUCUGUAG
Molecule: messenger RNA, 588 nt
Organism: Haemonchus placei
Lineage: Eukaryota; Metazoa; Nematoda; Chromadorea; Rhabditida; Trichostrongylidae
Source: the annotation of a GenBank genome assembly